AUGACUGGUUACGGCACCCCGUCAGUAGCGCUAGCUACAACUCCCACAGUCAUCUCCACCUUCUUUUCCCACAUCCUCCACCGCCGCAAGCGCAAGAGCGAAACCAAGCGCUCCCUCCAGUCUGGUGGCCCAGGCGGGGGCCCCGAGAACCAGCUAACCUAUGAGGAGGGGCUCAAGGUGGUCAGGCGGUUCUUGGACUUUGCGAGCCAUCAUGGCGUAGAGGAGGUUCAAGCUUUCACCGCUAUGUGGGUGCCUACGCCGCAUUGGGUCAAGAGAGAUGUCGUCCUUAUACCUGAGGAGAAUAUGCACGAGGCUGAAGUUAUUCUUGCCAAACAUCUGUCAACAUAUGGCAAGGCAGGUGAGAAUGGUGGGGGAAUCCAGUUGGUUGGUGGUGAUAAAUGGUGGAGGGUCCGGCGCAAGCCUCUGGAAGGCGAAUGGAUCGAGGCAAGGCUUUGA
Messenger RNA from Cryptococcus wingfieldii CBS 7118, 456 nucleotides. RefSeq lists its product as hypothetical. Bases 1 to 456 code for a protein of 151 amino acids. The transcript is spliced from 2 exons. The record is from RefSeq and is a predicted model, not a curated record. NCBI's taxonomy places the organism in Eukaryota, Fungi, Basidiomycota, Tremellomycetes, Tremellales, Cryptococcaceae.